Glycine soja is the source of this 1930-nucleotide messenger RNA. Its product is annotated as putative transferase At4g12130, mitochondrial. The record is from RefSeq and is a predicted model, not a curated record. Lineage: Eukaryota; Viridiplantae; Streptophyta; Magnoliopsida; Fabales; Fabaceae. Gene Ontology annotation, molecular function: protein binding. The transcript is spliced from 5 exons. Bases 226 to 1461 code for a protein of 411 amino acids. Gene Ontology annotation, cellular component: mitochondrial matrix.
AUGUUAGUGUGACGAAGUUGAGUAAGGGGACUAGCCAGGACAGAACGAGUGGAUUCUCCCACACGCCUUUCAUCGAACACCUAUCCAUCUCCAACAACGUGUCAAUCUACCAACAACCCACGCACGCGCCCUUCCAAGCCGAAGCCUACUGAAACUGGCUUGUGUUGUGCCGUUUAGCUUCUUCUUCACCAUAUUCUCCUUCUUUUCUCAGAUUCAGCAGUAACUAUGAAUCGCGUUGCAUUGCCCAAAUCCAUUGCCCAGCGUUUCAGAGGCAUCCACCACAGCCCGCGGAACCAGUGGUGUAAUAACAACCGUUGCGAAACGCAGGUCCAAAGUGCUGGGCCCGUGGCUUCUCUCCUCAAGUCCCGUUCCGUCAUACGGUUCCGCGGGCCUGACACCCUCAAGUUCCUUCAGGGCCUGUUGACCAACGAUGUACGGAGGUUGGGUGAGCCCGUUGGUGACAGAACCGAAAACUUGCCCACGCCCAACGUGCCUGCUACAUCGUUUCCUCCUAUCUAUGCUGCUCUAUUGACUCCUCAAGGAAGAUUCCUCUACGACCUCUUUCUCUAUAAGCCUCCCACGUGCGACACCAAGCUCGAUGACACCGGCACUGGACCUGAUUCCCAACCACACGAACCCUUUCAUUUGUUUGCUGACGUCGAUUCUUCUGUGUUGGAUGAAUUGUUGCAAACCCUCAACAAAUACCGGUUGAGGUCAAAGGUUGAGAUUGAUGAUGUCUCAAGUGAUUUCUCGUGCUGGCAGCGUUAUGGUGCUGGCCUUCUUGAGAAGACCUCACAAGUAGAAGAACCAGAAGCAGCCUCUGUAGGCUGGGGUGCUGGUGUGGAUCGUACUGCAAUGUCAUCCUCUCAAGGGAGUGAUCAAGGGUGGCAAUGGUUUAAGGAUCCCAGAUUGGUCUGUCUUGGUUUCAGAGGGAUCUUCCCGUCGAAUAUAACUCCACCUCUAAUUGAGGUGGACAAAGAGACUGAUGAACAGAAUUUCCUUCUGUGGAGAAUAGAGAAGGGAGUAGCAGAAGGAUCAACUGAGAUUCCAAAAGGUGAGGCAGUACCGCUUGAGUAUAAUCUUGCAGGCCUUAAUGCAAUUAGCUUUGACAAAGGUUGCUAUGUCGGCCAAGAACUCAUAGCUCGUACACAUCACAGGGGGGUGAUUCGUAAGCGGAUAGUUCCUCUAAGGUUUCUAGAUAACGAUGGGAAAGAGUUGGUAAACAAAGUCAUUCCAGGCUCAGAAGUAAUGAACACUGCAUCUGGCAAACAAGCUGGUACAGUGACUACUGCCCUAGGAUGUCGUGGGCUGGGGCUCUUGCGACUAGAGGAAGAAGCUUUAAAGGGGUCGAGUGCCUUGUCCGUUCAGGGACAAGAGGAUGUGAAGGUUGUCGCUAGUAGACCAGAUUGGUGGCCUUCUGAAUGGCUUCAAGAUCAUGGACAGCACGCUGCUUUUGCCUAGGAUGCCCAAUGUCGUUCAAAGGGCGAGUAUUUAUGAUGAACAAUUUCGUGGGUGAAUGAAUAAUUUGUAAAUGGGGGCGUUAAUGUGAUCCUAAUGCUUCCAGUGGGUGAAUAGUUGGUAAAAAAGGGAAAAAUGAAGAUGGCACUAGUGGAUUUUCUUGCGGAAUGAGUUUCAUUAUAGUAAUGGUAGUAUGCUAUUUUUCCUCCAUAGAACCUUAACAAUUUUGUAAUCAUAUGACAUCACCCCCCUUGGGGGUCGAGUUCUUAUCCAACAUUUCAUCAUCCCCCUUGGAACCAUGACCUCUCUUGUUGGUAAAGUCACGGUGAUUCAUUUGAUUCAUAAUCUCUCCUAAUCCAUGGUUAUUCAUCGGUGGCGCAAGGUUAGAAGAGCUAUUGUUUGCGAAAAAAUAAAGUUGGGUAAUUGAUAGCAGUAUGAAUGAGAAUCAUUUCAGAUUUGCGAGUGGUGUUCA